GGUUCUCCAAAAUAAGACCGGGCACUGAGGGCAAGGUUGAUGAAAGCUGUGGCCGCUAGGCUGGCUGCGGGUUACCUCGGGCCUAGUGUGCGGCGGCGGACACUCACUUGCCCUUGCCCUUACUGUACUCCCAUGGCGUCUCCUGAGGCCAUGGGGCCUGAGAACCCAAGUUCGGAGAGGGUUACGGAGUUGCGGCCGCCGGCACCACAGAGCUUCCUCUGCAGGGCUUUGGGUCCUUUCCCUCGGGUCCUUGCUGCCGAAGCUGUGGCCGCCGAUUCGGAGACCCUUGCGGAGGACCAAAAGCUGUCUUCCUGCGUCCCAGAGCCCCAUAACUUGGAGUCCGGAUGGGACCGCCUCCGGGAGCUGUUUGUCAAAGAUGAACGGGAGAGGACUUCAGAGGAACUUGAGAAUAUAUAUAGGGCAGCAGUUUCAGCAGGCAUCAUCGGCUGGGUGUACGGUGGAAUACCAGCUUUUAUUCAUGCUAAGCAGAACUACAUUGAGCAGAGUCAAGCAGAGAUUUAUCAUAACCGGUUUGAUGCUGUGCAAUCUGCACAUCGUGCUGCCAUGAGAGGCUUUAUCCGGUACGGCUGGCGCUGGAGUUGGAGAACUGCAGUGUUUGUGACUAUAUUCAACACAGUGAACACUGGUCUAAAUGUGUACCGAAAUAAAAAUGCCCUAAGCCAUUUUGUCACUGCAGGAGCUGUCACAGGAAGUCUUUUUAGAAUAAACUUAGGUCUGCGUGGCCUGGUGGCCGGUGGCAUAAUUGGAGCCUUGCUAGGCACUCCUGUAGGAAGCCUGUUGAUGGCGAUUCAGAAGUACUGUGGUGAGACCAUUCAGGAGGGAAAACAGAAGGAUCAGAAGGCAUUUCAUGAACUGAAACGGGAGGAGUGGAAAUCUAGACUACAACUUACUGAGCUCCUCCCUCAAGAAAUUGAAAGCAGCUUACAGGAAAAUCGAUCCGAGGAUGAUGCUAAGAAAAUUGAAGCACUGCUAAAUCUUCCUAGAAACCCUCCAUCAGCAGAUAAACAAGACUAGGACUAAAAAUGUUCUGGACUUGAAACACAUUGGAGAGUUAAAGGGAGCUAUUUUCAUUGAAUGCCAGUGGUCAGGCUCUAGUUAGCCUGCUGACAAAUAUGAGUGUUGGCACCUGUAGAGGAAGUGAUUAGCUUUUAUUGUUAUUAUUUUUACCAAGAAUUGGACUGUUGUGCUCUCAUUUUACUUAUCCUUAAAUGUAAAUACAUACUUAUAUCUAUACUGAUUGAUCUAUGUAUUUAACAUUAUCUUUAUUGAUUGAUCAAUAUAUAUUUCUUUCCCCUGGAUUUUACAACAGUAAAUUUAAAAUUUCCCAAAAGAUUAAA
Manis pentadactyla (Chinese pangolin) is the source of this 1358-nucleotide messenger RNA. It is a transcript of the gene TIMMDC1, whose product is annotated as translocase of inner mitochondrial membrane domain containing 1. Gene Ontology annotation, cellular component: mitochondrion. The record is from RefSeq and is a predicted model, not a curated record. The coding region runs from base 40 to 1035 and encodes 331 amino acids. The transcript is spliced from 7 exons. Lineage: Eukaryota; Metazoa; Chordata; Mammalia; Pholidota; Manidae.